Messenger RNA from Bacidia gigantensis, 3639 nucleotides. RefSeq lists its product as uncharacterized. Gene Ontology annotation, biological process: nuclear-transcribed mRNA catabolic process, nonsense-mediated decay. Gene Ontology annotation, molecular function: RNA binding; protein binding. Gene Ontology annotation, cellular component: exon-exon junction complex; cytoplasm. Bases 1 to 3639 code for a protein of 1212 amino acids. The transcript has 8 exons. Lineage: Eukaryota; Fungi; Ascomycota; Lecanoromycetes; Lecanorales; Ramalinaceae. The record is from RefSeq and is a predicted model, not a curated record.
AUGGACCGUAGAAAGAAGCGCGCUUUGCUCGAGCUGAAUAGCAAAGUCUGGGCAGGAGACACAGAUGUGUUCCCAGUCAAUGGUUCCUUCGACUCGUCCCUAAAGAAAAAUACCGCUUUCAUCAAAAGACUUCGAACAGCUGUUACAGCAACGAGCACCCCCACAUUCAUCCAGGAGAUUAAGUCUUUGUCUUUACAGAAGUACCUUUCAGAGGUGAUAUCUGCGAGCUAUGAGGGUCUUUGCAAAUUGAAAACGCCAGGUGAGGUUGUAGCAGGGGUGGAAGUCAUUAGCGCAUUACACCAACGAUUUGGUCCGGCCGAAUACACAAGCAGUCUAGGGUGGCAUGUUGGAAGAGGCUUGAGCACGCCCGAUAAGUCUCAGUUGAAGACUCUGUCACAAGAGACAAGGGAAAAAGAGGAGAGGGAGCGGAUGAGCAGGCAAAGGGUACUCUUGAAAGUUGUGACAGAGUUAUGGUUAGUUGGGGUCCUGAGGAGUUUAGAUGAUGUGACUAGGCCUGAAGAAGCCCUGGCUAGAGGCAAAGAACAUGUUACUACCUCAGGGAAUAAAGUCGGAGAGGCUAUGACCAAGAAAGGCGGCCAGUCUAGUGGAAAGAUCAAUGCAGCAUCAGAUGCAGAACCCUUCCCACUUGAGGUUCUCAAGGAUCUACUUGGACACGACAAAGAACAUACGAAUCUUCCCCUGGUCGUACAAUUCGUCAAGAACUUUACCUGGGAUGUUCUUGGGAUUAAAUCCACGGUCGCGGAAAACCAGAAGUCUGUUAAGGCUGAUGGUGAACUCACUUCCGUGCCUGAUUCCGCCAUUGAGUCCAACGAUGAGACUUCUGGAGACGAAAAUGGCGAUGCUUCAAUCACAACAGACGAUCCACCCUUGAUCGGCACCGAGCUUCAGCAACGCUUCCGGAACAUUCUCAAUCGGUAUUUCGAGGAUAUCAAGCUUCACAUUGUUCGUGAUCAUGAACGAAUCAAUGCACAGGGUAAGCGUAAUGCUGAAGCUUACGUGAAGUCUGGAGAGAUUUUUGAAGAUAGACAGGCCAAUUACGAUAAGCAGUUGAAGGCACAGGAGAAAUUAAUCUCUAACGCUCAGAUCUUAUGCGAUGCGCUUGUGGAUCAAGAAAUGCCAGAUCUUAAAGGCAAAGAAGCUCAAGAUCCAGCGGCGACCGCCGGCAUUGGACUUGUCAAAACGGGCGAGUAUCUCCGUGGCCAAGGGGACGGGGCUGGUAUCUGGGAAGACGAGGAAGAACGAAGGUUCUAUGAAAAUCUCAUCGAUCUAAAGGAUAGGGUACCAUCUAUCCUCUUAGAAGAUCCAAAGAAGAAGAAGAUAGAAGAUGAGCCAGUCGGUAGGAAGAUGACCAGCGAGGGAGAAUCCAGGACUGAGGAAAAAGCUUCAACAUCCGCUGCUGCAGAUGACCAGUCAACUGCAAUAGCCAAUAAGACGGUGGGCGCAAAAGUCGACGCGCUCAUUGCAUGCUUGCCAGAGCUAGUAACAAAAGACCAAGUUGACCAAACAGCUAAUGACUUCGGCUUUCUCAACUCCAAAGCGUCACGAAAUCGCCUGAUUAAAGCUAUUCAAGAGCCUCCUAAAGGCCGAUCCGAUCUGCUACCGCUCUAUUCCCGUCUGGUUGCGACCCUAGGUAAGUACAUGCCAGAUAUCUCACACAGCUUGGUGUCGUACCUGGAUGAUGAAUUUCGAAGCCUCCAACGCCGAAAACAAAAGGAAUUCUUAGGUCAUGUUCGUACUGGCAACAUUCGCUAUCUUGCUGAGUUGACUAAAUUCGGUGUUGUACCAGAACAUGUAAUUUUCCAUUGCCUCAAGGUCAGCUUAGAUGAUUUUUCAAGAAUGAACAUUGACAUUAUUGGCAACCUCCUGGAAAAUUGUGGAAGAUAUCUGUUAAAGAAUCCGGACACAUCACCAAGAAUGACUUCUUUCCUGGAGACGCUUCAACGCAAGAAAGCUGCGCAGCAUCUUGGCCAGCAAGAGCGCAUGAUUAUCGAAAAUGCCAUGUAUUAUGUUAAUCCUCCAGAAAGAGCCGCAAUUCAGCAAAAGGAGAGGUCACCCGUCGAUAUGUAUGUUUCGCAGCUAGUCUAUCUUGAUAUGAACAAACGAACCUACGCGAAAGUCUUGAAAUCAUUGAGAAAGUUGCAUUGGGAAGAGCAAGAGGUAGUUACUACGUUAGAAAAGGUGUUUUCCAAACCAUGGAAGGUCAAAUAUAGCAACAUUUACCUCCUCGCCAUCCUACUCGGGUCUUUGAAUCGCUACCACCAAGAUUUCGUCAUCAUGGUGAUCGACAACCUGAUAGAGCAGGUCACAUUAGGCUUGGAACAGAACGACUUCAAAUUUAACCAACGACGGUUAGCAGAGAUUAGAUAUAUCGGUGAACUCUACAAUUACAAGAUGGUGGACUCGUCUGUGAUAUUUGAUAUGCUUUACCGCAUAGUGACAUUUGGGCACCCCGACGGGACCCCAUCUCCCGUGAAGCUGAAUUCCCUAGAUAUGUCUGACGAUUUCUUCCGAAUAAGACUCGUAUGCACGAUGCUCGAUACUUGUGGUGUAUGCUUCGACCGAGGCGCAUCUCGUAAAAAACUAGACUUCUUUUUGACUUUCUUGCAGUACUACAUUCGCACCAAGGACACCCUUCCAAUGGACAUUGACUUCGUUGUGCAGGACACUUUUGCACUAACAAGACCCCAAUGGAAGUUGGCAGAAACCUUUGAGGAAGCUGGACGGAUAUUUGCUGAACUGGUGAAACAAAAUUACAAAUCUCAAGAACUUGAAAAGCCUCUGGAGCCGGAGGAUCCCGAUGAACUUUCAUCUGAUGGUGAAGACGAUGAAGAUAUGCCGCUCCCUGAGAUGGAGGAGGGUCCGUCCUCCGGCGAUGAAGCAGAUGCUGAAGAGCCUGAGACAAAUGGCAAUUCCGAGAGCGAUUCUGAUUUUGAAGAACAGAUCGUUGUCACCCGCCAAGAAAAGCAGCGCGACCCUGAGGCGGAGGCUGAAUUCGAUCGCGAGCUUCAAAAGAUGAUGUCUGAAAGCCUAGAAUCACGGAAGUUCGAACGCAAGCCAAUGUUUGACGUGCCUCUCCCCAUGAGACGAGCACAGCGACCGCAGACUGCUGGAAGCGAUGGAAGUGACAAUGAACGAAUCGCAUCACCUCCACCAACGAAUACCAUGGCUGUAUCCCUCAUGACUAAAAAAGGCAAUCGGCAGCAGACGAAAAUGAUCGAGAUGCCUUCCGACUCCCAAUUUGCCAUCGCUAUGAAGAAUCAACGAGAAGCCGAGCGUGAGGAGCAAAGGCGAAUUAAAAGUCACAUCCUCAACCUCGACUUCCAGGAUUCAAAUUCAGAUGCAGCUGGUACAACAAGCACUCUCUCCUUCGACCCUUUUCUUUCCCCCAAUCCCAACCUGCCCAGGAGCAGGCCCCCCUUGGUCCCCCAGGAUUUCAAUCGUGAUGCUUACGAUGAUGUUCACAAAGGAAUGGGUGCAGCAGACCGGCAUCCCCAUAAUCCCACACUCGGUCGUUCUUCGUCGAACAAUGCGGUGAAAGCUGCUGAGAAACCUGCUUCGAACCGGCGGAACCAGAGAGCCCCAAAAUUGCAGAUGAGUGAUGUUGAUUGGUAUGCUUGA